Molecule: messenger RNA, 996 nt
Organism: Penicillium taxi
Lineage: Eukaryota; Fungi; Ascomycota; Eurotiomycetes; Eurotiales; Aspergillaceae
Product: ankyrin repeat domain-containing protein
Exons: 1
Coding region: 1-996 (331 amino acids)
Molecular function (GO): protein binding
Source: RefSeq, a predicted model, not a curated record
AUGGUGGGAAAUUUUACUAUCAAAUCAAACUAUGAAUAUGAAAGUGCUCUCCGAGAUUCAGCAUCCGAUGAUAAAGUGGAUGAUGCCAUGCUGCCCCUUGACAAAAAGGCCGAUGUGGACGCCCAAGGUGGCGAACUUGCAAAUGAUCUUCAAGCCGCAGCAUACGAGGGAAAUCUAGAUGUUGUUAAGCUGCUCCUUGACAAGGGGGCCGAUUUAAACAUCCAAGGUGGUGAAUAUGGAAAUUGUCUCCAAGCUGCAGCAUGCGGUGGACAUCUGGACGUUGUCAAGCUGCUCCUCAGCCAGGGUGCGAAUAUCGACAUUCUUACAGUUGACUCUCGGGGCGCGUCAUUGCUACAUUCUGCUGUCGCUUGUAAAGACAGAGAAACCCUGAAUUUUCUUCUUGAAGCUGGCGCACAUAUUUACAUAGCUGAAGCUGAUGCUUUCAACCAGACACCACUACAUAUCGCUGCUUCUUACUAUCCAGAAGCCUUUCAAAUCCUAGAAAACUCGUUGAACCUAGCUGCCAAGAACGAUAAUAUGGACGCAUGGGCCCUUAUGCGCGUUGCUAUCAACAAAGAAGACAUUGAUGGAUGUACUCCUUUACACCGUGCUGUUGAAAAUCGUACUUUGGAGGCUGCAGAAUGGCUUAUCAAUCAUGGGGCCAAUGUUGAUAUUGAAGAUUUCAACAAGACCACUCCAUUUCAGCGCGCCUCUCAGUUGAAAGAUUUCAGCAUGAUGAGCCACCUCUUCCCUCAUGUCACCAAAAACUUUAUAAAGGCAACAGACUGGAGAGCUUGCACCCCUCCAGGGGCUAAAAGAAAUAUAGUUCUAGCUCCAGGCGGACUAGAGAUACCUCCUGUACAAUUGAAGGAUAGUCAGGAAUUAACGCAAUAUUUUAAUGCGAUGUCAUAUUCCUUGAAUUUUCCCACAACAAGCAUAUCAGCACAGGGUGAUAAGUGUGUCGCUACUACUUUUUCACAGGGGGCAGUCGUGUGA